Molecule: messenger RNA, 1122 nt
Organism: Closterium sp. Naga37s-1
Lineage: Eukaryota; Viridiplantae; Streptophyta; Zygnematophyceae; Desmidiales; Closteriaceae
Source: the annotation of a GenBank genome assembly
AUGUUCCGAUUAUCAUCGCCCCCAGGCGCUAGUGCUGCUACUGCAAUGGUCAACGGCGCUUGCUGUCCGGGACAUCCGCAAACAAAGGCGGCGGAUAACACGGAGACGGGACGCGGCGCGCUGGAUAGGCCGUCGGGAAAGCGGCGGCUCGGUCAGCAACUGCCGCAGCCGCAACCGCAGCAGCCGCUGCAGUGGAAAGCUCAAAGCCACUCGGCGGAAGGGGGAGCCGCUGCAGGCACGGGCGCGGGCACGUUCGCGGGCGCUGGCGCGGACGCGGACGCUCACGCGCGCGCCCGAGCGGGCGCGGAUGCGGGAGCAGGUGCGGCUUUAACAGGCCCGGGCCGUUUCGUCUGGACGACCUGUUGGACCGAGGAAGCUCACAAGAACUUUCUCGACCUUAUCGAAGCCGACUUCGUGCGGCGAAUGUAUUCUCGGCAGUACUGCCACGCCGAUAUUUGCGGCGUGAAUGAAGCUGGAACCUGCGGCGGCGGCGGCGGAGAGUGUCAUGUGGCGCAGAAACCGCGCGGCGGAGGAGGAGAAGUAGGCGGCGGCGGAAGCAGCCGCGCGGCUGUAGCUGCGCCGUUCGAAGCGCCUCAAACGUCUCAGACAAGUCAAAGCGGCGGCGGAGGCGGCGGAGCGGGAUGGCCCGUGGCGGCGUGCGCCGGUGUGGGAAGCAAACGACGACGGCAAGGCGAGGAGGGGUCGCACAGCUGGCGGGAGGCUACAGCCGACGCAGGCGACGCAGCCGCUACAGCCGCUACAGCUGCUAGGAUCAGCAUCAGUUCCGCUGCUGGAUCGGCGGAUGUGACAAUGAGUGCCGGCUGUAGCAGCAGCGCGUCUGGCACCUGUGCUACCGGCAGUAGCGAGGCCGACAAUAGCGGGGAUGGCUUAUCCGACGAUGCUACUGGUGGCAGGAGCAGCGUUGACUGGGGCUGUGAUAGUGAAGACUUCACGGCGGUACUAAGGGGGUAUGGCGAGGAGGGCGACGAGAAUGCGAGCAGCUGUGAUAGCGUGUGUGGGGGAGGGGAGGAGGUGGAGCAGCGGCUGUGCCCUGCAGCCACUGCCUGCUUCCUUCCGCGCAUCUCACUGCCUAUCAUCCUGCUGCUUCUCCUUCCGCCUUGA